Annulohypoxylon maeteangense is the source of this 2655-nucleotide messenger RNA. Its product is annotated as glycyl-tRNA synthetase. The record is from RefSeq and is a predicted model, not a curated record. The transcript is spliced from 2 exons. NCBI's taxonomy places the organism in Eukaryota, Fungi, Ascomycota, Sordariomycetes, Xylariales, Hypoxylaceae. The coding region runs from base 73 to 2292 and encodes 739 amino acids. Gene Ontology annotation, biological process: mitochondrial glycyl-tRNA aminoacylation. Gene Ontology annotation, cellular component: cytoplasm; mitochondrion. Gene Ontology annotation, molecular function: glycine-tRNA ligase activity; ATP binding.
UAAGAACACUUUCCUACAAAUUUUGGAGAGUCGCGAUUAUCUGUCUCUACCUAGUAAUCAGCCUUCAGUCUCAUGAACAGGGUAGUUUCUGUGGCUAGAAAUUCUGCGCCGGGCUUAGGCUUCGCAAUUCCUUUUCGCGUCCAAUUUUCGAGGUGCUCGAAAACCUUUCAAUUUUUACCAAACACCAACGCUUCUCGUAGACUUACAGUCGCAAACUCUUAUUUACGAGACUUCACUACGUCUACGCCUCACUCAUCUGAUCACCAGUCAUACCUAGAUCCCGAACAGCCCAAAAUGACGACAACCGCUACCACCCUUAAGGGACAACCCCUUGAUCGUCCCUCCCUAGACUCCAUGCUUCGAAGACGAAUGUUCUAUACCCCCUCCUUUGAGAUAUACGGCGGUGUUGCUGGUCUUUAUGAUUACGGCCCACCUGGUUGCAGUCUCCAAGCGAAUAUUAUCGAUGUGUGGCGCAAACAUUUCGUGCUAGAAGAAGACAUGCUAGAAGUUGACUGUUCGGUUCUGACUCCCCACGAAGUUUUGAAGACGAGUGGCCACGUGGACAAAUUUGCCGACUGGAUGUGCAAAGACCCGAAGAACGGCGAGAUUAUUCGAGCGGACCAUUUCGUCGAGGAGAUACUUGAGAGUCGCUUGAAGGGCGACAAGGAGGCACGCGGCCAGAAGGUCGAGGAGAAGGAAGAGGAUCCUAAGAAAAAGAAGCGAAAGGCCAAGGGUGUACAGGAAGCUAUUAAGCUCGACGAUGCCGUUGUAAAGGAGUACGAAGAAGUUUUGGCCAGGAUUGACAAUUACAAUGGCGAAGAGCUUGGAGAGUUAAUCAAGAAAUAUGACCUCAAGAACCCAACAUCUGGCGUACAACCAUCACCUCCUGUUGCCUUCAACCUAAUGUUCCAAACGGCAAUCGGUCCUAGCAGCAAUCUUCCCGGUUAUCUACGACCAGAGACCGCACAGGGCCAAUUCUUGAACUUCUCGAAGCUGCUGGAGUUCAACCAGGGUCAGAUGCCAUUUGCUUCAGCAUCUAUCGGACGGUCCUACAGAAACGAGAUCUCUCCUCGUGCCGGUCUGCUCCGAGUGCGUGAGUUCCUGAUGGCUGAGAUCGAACAUUUCGUGGAUCCCCAGGGCGGAAAGAAGCACCCACGAUUCGAGGAGAUCAAGGAUGUCGAGCUAGUGCUUCUGAACCGGGAAACUCAGCUUGCUGGUCAAACGAAGGUUGAGAAGGUAACCAUUGGUCAAGCAGUGGCUAAUAAGACAGUUGAUAACGAGACACUAGGUUACUUCCUAGCUCGUAUCCAUCUCUUCCUCAAGAAGAUUGGCGUUGACCAAUCUAAGAUCCGCUUUAGACAGCAUAUGGCGAACGAGAUGGCUCACUAUGCUGCCGACUGCUGGGACGCCGAGCUUCUCACCUCUUACGGCUGGGUUGAAUGUGUUGGUUGCGCAGACCGUAGCGCUUACGAUCUGAGUGUUCACGCCAAAAAGACCGGCGCGCCUCUCAUUGUUCGUCAACAACUAGCUGAACCUCUAGUUGUCACUGAAUGGGAGAUCGAUUUGAAUAAGAAGAAGUUCGGCCCACAUUUCAAGAAAGAUGGCAAAACUGUCGAGGCUGCUGUUCUAGCAACCACUCAAGACCAGCGCGAGGCUUUAGCAAAGGAUCUGAACGAAAAGGAUAGCAUCACUCUCGAAGUUGCUGGUGUUGGUGAUGGAAAGGUUGAGAUUCCUAAAGACCUUAUUGUCAUCGAGCGACGUACGAGAUCUGAGCACGUUAGAGAAUACACGCCUAACGUUAUUGAACCAUCAUUCGGUAUUGGAAGAAUACUAUACGCUCUCAUGGAGCACAACUUCUGGACACGUGCUAGCGAGGGUGGUGACGAAGCUCGUGGCGUCCUCUCAUUCCCACCGACAGUAGCCCCUACCAAGGUGCUUAUCGUCCCUCUCUCGUCCAACGAGAAAUUCAAACCGCUUUGCUACAAGCUCUCUCAGAAGCUCAGGAAAAUCGGCAUCUCUAACAGGAUCGAUGACUCGUCUGCAACAAUUGGAAAGAGAUACAGCCGAAAUGAUGAACUGGGUACGCCACUUGGCAUUACGGUUGAUUUCCAGACUAUUCAAGACAGCACUAUCACACUGCGAGAUCGAGAUUCAACCAAGCAAGUCCGUGCGGACGAAGACAAGAUCAUUGCUGCAAUCCAGUCGGUAGUGGACGGAUACAAGCAGUGGAAAGAUGUCGAAGCCGAGCUGCCGGCAUUUGAAGGACAGGAGGUUGAGGUCGCUGUUCGUUGAUCCCGGGCAUAAUGCGUCAAUUACUUCAUAACGUCAAGCAUCGGAGGGGCAAAACAGCCCGGAGGCCUCAGUGACAGACUAGGGGCAAGAGGUCCGAUAGACAGAUUUAUAUAGAUCUGAUUAAAAGCUUGUCCAUCUGUUGGCUCCCGUUUUCAUAUGCGGUUUCACGUGUAGAUCUUGACCACGUGCGAUUGUUCGACCGCCGAGGCGGUUGAGUGAAAGGUCUUCCAAAGCCGGUACUAAUCUGUGCGAACUAUAUUAGUUACUCUAGAAGGAUAUUGAUGCCUUCAUUAAUUAGUAAUAUUCCUACCUAACAACUUCGUAUUUGCUAGCUCAUAUCAACAUUCUUGAACAAUGGUCUGG